CUGUAUAUUAUUAUGUUAUUCAUCAAUUGACUACUCCAUUAAAAUCCAUUAUGUUUGUUGGAUUUUUGUGGGGUAGUUAAUUUGUUAUAGUUAAGUAAUAAGAUGAAUCUUCAGAUCUAAUGCAAUUAUUUUUCUAAAAGGUUUGAUGCCCAAUAUACCCAAAAAAAAUAAUUGUUGAAUGUGGGUUCUAUAAUUGAUUGUCACAGAUGACUAUGAAUGAAGGGAAUUAGCUUCUCUAAUAUUUGUUAUUAAGAAACCCAAAAAAAAUUCAAGAAGGGGGAAGGGUUGUGCUUGAGAGAAAAUGGAUGUGGUUCCAAAACCGGAAGCGAGGCUCCUUGUACAUCAAGAUGAAAGCAAAGUUGAGGAAUUUAAGGAAAGAGUUUGGGAAGAAUCAAAAAGGGUAUGGGCAAUUGCAUUUCCUGCAAUGGUCUGUCGUGUGACGACCUAUGGAGCUUAUGUGGUUUCACAAGCUUCAUUUGGUCAUAUUAGGGAAGUGGAUCUUGCUGCCUAUGCUCUUGUGCAAACUAUACUUGUACGGUUCGCCAAUGGUAUCUUGCUAGGCAUGGCAAGUGUAACGGAGACUCUUUGUGGGGAAGCUUAUGGGGCCAAACAAUAUGAGAUGAUGGGAGUGCACUUACAAAAAUCAUGGAUUGUAAAUACUGGUGUAGCAACUGCCAUGGUGCCGUUUUACGUUUUCGCUACACCUUUACUCCGACUUCUUGGACAAGAAGAGGAAAUUGCUGUAGCUGCUGGAAAAAUCUCUCUGUGGUUCAUUCCCAUAAUGUAUCUCAAUGUUUAUGGCAUGACAAUGCAGAUGUAUUUGCAAGCACAACAUAAGAAUAUGGUGGUUACAUGGCUGUUUGCCAUACUGUUUUUUGUCCAUGCCUUGCUGUCAUGGAUUUUUGUGUACAUAAUGAAUUGGGGGCUUCCAGGGGUAAUGACUGCACUCAUCAUUGCAUUUGGGGUGAAGGUGCUUGGUGAGGCUGUUUACAUAUUUGGAGGUUGGUGCCCACUUACAUGGAAUGGUUUUCAUAGAGAUGCAUUGACUGAUUUAAUUCCAGUCCUGAAAUCAUCAAUAUCUUCAGGCAUAAUGCUCUGCAUCCAGGUGUGGUACAAUGCUAUUCUAGUUCUAUUAGCAGGAUACAUGAAGUAUGCAACUGUUGCUAUCUCUGCCUUUUCCAUUUGCCUCAACGUGAGUACAUGGGAACUCAUGAUAAGCCUUGGCUUCCUAGGUGCAGUUUGUGUCCGGGUUUCAAAUGAACUUGGAAGAGGAAAUGGCAAAGCGGCAAAAUUUUCAGUUGACGUGAUUUUAUACACGUCACUUAUAAUUGGCAUAUUCUUUUCGAUUUUGUGUUUGGCAUUUGGCCAUCAAAUUUCCUAUUUGUUUACAAGUAGUGAGGAAGUAGCAAAAGCUGUGUCUGAACUUUCUAUCCCACUUGCCUUUUCGAUCCUUCUUAAUAAUGUUGGACCGGUACUAUCGGGGGUGGCAAUUGGGUGUGGAUCACAAGGGCUGGUUGCAAUUGUGAAUGUGUGUUCAUAUUAUGUUAUCGGGAUCCCGAUUGGAGCUCUACUGGCAUAUGCUGGAAACAUGGAGGUUAAAGGGAUAUGGAUCGGAAUGAUGUGUGGAAUGGUCACACAGACAAUAGCUCUUCUCUACCUUACAUGGAAAAUUGAUUGGAUAGAGGAGGUUAAAAAGGCAUCAAAGCGUCUCUAUCAUUUUUCCUGAAAUCAGAACAGUUUAACCCAGAACUAUGUACCAAUUUUUGAGAACAAGGACCAUCAUAUUGGUAGCAGUUCACACUGACUUCGUCGAAUCUCGAAGGGCUGCAUUGCUGAACCUGUUUGGCUGUUUCUCGUAGGUCCACAAUUCGCCCUCUUUGGGGUUCUCUUGGCUCCUUUUUUCUUGGUGUCUUCUUUGCAUGGUUGCUCACAACCAAGUGCAGCAAGCUUACUAUAGCAGUAGCUUGCACGAAAAAAAAGUUUUUCUAUCCUCGAUAUGUUUUUUUUGGAUUGUAUUCCUAGUAACAUGCUGCUUUAGCAAUCUGGUUGUAACAUAAAAAAAGCAGGGGUACAGCCUGCUCAGCUGCUCUGCAAAUUUUUUAAUGCAAAUGUACCUGCCGCUGAAUAUUUGAUGUUAGACUCUCUGUGCAGAGAAAUGCACUAAGGUAGACGUGAUCUUUUGUGUGUAGCUGCCGCUGAAUAUUUGUUGCAUGAGUUGAUUCAUUAUUCUUA
This is a messenger RNA of Beta vulgaris subsp. vulgaris (sugar beet), 2232 nucleotides long. RefSeq names its product protein DETOXIFICATION 24. The coding region runs from base 302 to 1726 and encodes 474 amino acids. Lineage: Eukaryota; Viridiplantae; Streptophyta; Magnoliopsida; Caryophyllales; Amaranthaceae. Gene Ontology annotation, biological process: xenobiotic detoxification by transmembrane export across the plasma membrane. Gene Ontology annotation, molecular function: xenobiotic transmembrane transporter activity; antiporter activity. Gene Ontology annotation, cellular component: membrane. The record is from RefSeq and is a predicted model, not a curated record. The transcript has 9 exons.